This is a messenger RNA of Hyaena hyaena (striped hyena), 931 nucleotides long. RefSeq names its product caspase recruitment domain family member 19 (gene CARD19). Gene Ontology annotation, cellular component: mitochondrion. The transcript is spliced from 7 exons. Lineage: Eukaryota; Metazoa; Chordata; Mammalia; Carnivora; Hyaenidae. The record is from RefSeq and is a predicted model, not a curated record. The coding region runs from base 119 to 763 and encodes 214 amino acids.
GGCUUGCCGGGAAGGGGCGGAGUGAGCGGAGCCGGGCGGGCGGCGGACCGACGACCUGACGGGCGGACGGCAGCAGGGGGACAGGAGGGCCCGGCCGGGCGCUCGCUGUGCCGUCGCCAUGACAGGUAGACUUUCAGGACCUGGGAGGAUCCAGAAGUUAGAAAUUCAUAUUUCUGAGGGAAAGACCAGCCAGGAGGAGGUGGCAACAGCAGACAGAGAGCAGACCUACUGCGACCGCCUGGUCCAGGACACGCCUUUCCUGAUGGGCCAUGGACGCCUCAGCGAGCAGCAGGUGGACAGAAUCAUCCUCCAGCUGAACCGCUACUACCCCCAGAUCCUCAGCAACAGCGAUGCAGAGAAGUUCCGGAACCCCAAGGCGUCCCUGCGCAUGCGGCUCUGCGACCUGCUGGGCCACCUGCAGCGGAGUGGCGAGCGGGACUGCCAGGAGUUCUACCGGGCCCUGUACAUCCACGCGCAGCCCCUGCACAGCAGCCUGCCCAGCCGGCUGGCCCCGCAGAACUCAGAUUGCACAGAGCUAGACUCGGGCACCGAGGGCCACGAGCUCAGUGACAGGGGGCCCGUGGCUUUCCUGGCCUGCCUCGGCCUGGCCGCGGGGCUGGCACUCCUCGUCUACUGCUCCCCUGCAGACCCCAAGGUGCUGCCGGGGGCCCGGCGCGUCCUGGGCUUCUCCCCCAUCAUCGUAGACAGGCACGUCAGCCGCUUCCUGCUGGCCUUCCUCACAGAUGACCUGGGGGGGCUCUGAUGGCCCUGCCCCCCGCCGCCCACCAAAGAGCCCCGCCUGCCCGCCUGGGGGGCCGCUGCUUCUUUUCUAAAUGCUUAUUUUUCACUAUUUAUACUUUUUUAAGAAAGUUACCUUCGCCUGACAAAGGUGCUCAACGAUAUUAAAUGUUGGAGUCUCGUCGUUUCCCUU